Ceratitis capitata (Mediterranean fruit fly) is the source of this 2971-nucleotide messenger RNA. It is a transcript of the gene Gprk1, whose product is annotated as G protein-coupled receptor kinase 1. The transcript is spliced from 15 exons. The coding region runs from base 1 to 2106 and encodes 701 amino acids. NCBI's taxonomy places the organism in Eukaryota, Metazoa, Arthropoda, Insecta, Diptera, Tephritidae. Gene Ontology annotation, molecular function: G protein-coupled receptor binding; G protein-coupled receptor kinase activity; ATP binding. The record is from RefSeq and is a predicted model, not a curated record. Gene Ontology annotation, biological process: G protein-coupled receptor signaling pathway; protein phosphorylation; regulation of signal transduction.
AUGGCGGACUUGGAAGCUGUGCUGGCGGAUGUCAGCUAUCUGAUGGCCAUGGAGAAAUCCAAGUGUACACCAGCAGCAAGAGCCAGUAAAAGGCUUGUUUUGCCUGAUCCGAGCGUCCGGAGUGUGAUGUAUAAAUAUUUGGAAAAGGAGAACGAAUUGAAUUUCCAUAAAAUAUUCAAUCAAAUUUUAGGUUAUUUGCUCUUCAAAGAUUUUUGUGAAAAUGAUUCCGAGGAACCCAUACAGCAGCUAAAAUUUUACGAACAGAUAAAAAAUUUCGAAAAAACCGAAAGCUAUGAAGAGCGGAAAGAAUUAGCACGAGAAAUAUAUGACAAUUUUAUUAUGGAGGAAAUGCUCUCUCACACAUACGAAUAUUCCAAAGAAGCUGUAGCCAGUGUACAGAAGUAUCUAUUGAAAAAUGAAGUACCAGUAAAUUUAUUUGAGCCUUAUAUUGAGGAGAUUUUUAACCACCUAAAGGGCAAACCAUUUAAAAAGUUCUUAGAGAGUGACAAAUUUACACGCUUUUGUCAAUGGAAGAACUUGGAGCUUAAUAUACAGUUGACCAUGAACGACUUCAGUGUUCACCGUAUUAUCGGUCGCGGUGGCUUUGGCGAAGUUUAUGGCUGUCGAAAAGCUGACACUGGCAAAAUGUAUGCCAUGAAAUGUUUGGACAAAAAACGCAUCAAAAUGAAACAAGGUGAAAUGUUAGCGCUAAACGAACGAACAAUGUUGCAGGCAGUGAGCACAGGGAUGGAUUGUCCAUUCAUUGUUUGCAUGACCUAUGCAUUUCAUACACCUGACAAGUUGUGUUUCAUACUUGAUCUAAUGAAUGGCGGCGAUUUACAUUAUCAUCUAUCACAACAUGGUGUCUUCAAUGAGGAUGAAAUGAAGUUCUAUGCCGCUGAGGUAAUUUUGGGCUUGGAGCACAUGCACAAACGCUUUAUAGUCUAUCGUGACUUAAAACCAGCUAAUAUUUUACUCGAUGAAAAUGGGCAUAUACGUAUAUCCGAUCUGGGUUUGGCAUGUGAUUUUUCACGUAAGAAACCACACGCUUCAGUUGGCACACAUGGCUAUAUGGCGCCAGAAGUGCUAUCGAAAGGCACUGCCUACGACUCAUGUGCCGAUUGGUUCAGCUUCGGUUGUAUGCUAUACAAAUUGCUUAAGGGUCACUCACCGUUCAGACAGCAUAAAACAAAGGAUAAACACGAAAUCGAUCGCAUGACAUUGACUAUGAAUGUUGAGUUACCCGAUUGUUUUACGCCCGAAUUAAGAAGUCUUUUGGAUUCAUUGUUACAGAGAGAGGUUGAAAAGCGACUGGGUUGCAUGGGUAAUGGUGCUGACGAAGUGAAAAUGCAUCCAUUCUUCUCGGGUAUCGAUUGGCACCAAGUUUAUGUUCAAAAAUAUACACCACCAUUAAUACCACCGCGUGGCGAAGUUAACGCCGCUGAUGCAUUUGAUAUUGGUUCAUUCGAUGAGGAGGAUACGAAAGGCAUUAAACUAACAGAUAGCGAUCAAGAGCUAUAUAAAUUCUUUCCAUUAACAAUUUCCGAGAGGUGGCAACAGGAAAUUGCCGAAACAGUAUUUGAAAGCGUCAAUAUUGAAACUGAUAAAAUCGAGCAAAAGAAAAAAGCCAAACAAAAGCAGCAUUUCGAUGCUGACGAAAAAGAGUCUGAUUGCAUUUUACAUGGCUACAUAAAAAAAUUGGGCGGCUCAUUUGCAUCACUCUGGCAAACUAAAUAUGCCAAACUUUAUCCAAAUCGAUUAGAGAUGCACUCGGAGAGUGGCAGCAAUAAGCCGGAGCUUAUAUUUAUGGACCAAAUCGAAGAUAUAUCCUCCGAUUUUAUACACUACAAAGGUGAACAGUGCAUACAAAUUCGUGUCAACGAUGGAUCUCGUGAUGGACGAAUAGUUCUUACAAACUCAGAUGAAAUCGGCUUAAAGGAAUGGGCUUUCUCACUACGAUCAGCACAUAAAAAGUCACAAGAACUUUUAGGCUCUAUGGCACGAAAAGCAGGGAAAAUUUACGGCAGCGAACGUGACGCAAAUAAAUCUUUGUAUAUAUUAACGGGUAGCAGUCCAGUCUCCAAAGUUUCCAAUGGUUCCAACUAGCAAAUAUACAAGGGACACACACAGGUAGUAGAGUAUGGACAAUGGCAGGAAAAUAUACAAAUGUUAGAGCAGCAGAAAAAUAUGCAGACGCAGCAGCAGCAACAGCAGCAGCAGCAGAAGCAUGAAGAGAAGCAGCAGCAAAUGAAGAAUAAGCACAAGCACCAACUAAAGCUCCAAUUUAUAUUUGAGUUUGUUAAGCAAACGUUUUUUUAUUACAAUGUGUAACAUUUUCUAGAAUAUUUUUGUUUUUCGAAUUUCAUGAUUGGUUUGAUAUAACUGUUUUUUAUUUUUAAUUUUUUUUUAAUAUAAAACUACUGUUAAUCGGGAGUAAAAUAAAAUAGAAUGUACUAAAAACCUAACAAAACAAGAACAUACAUACAUACAUGCAUACAGUAGUACAUACAUAUAUUACUGAUUGUAGUGUGGAAAAUAAGGAAAAAGCUGACAGUAGUCAUAUACUCGUACAUAUGUACAUACAUACAUACACAGAUACAUAUGUGUAUGCAGAUACUCUGCAACUGCGUGGUGAAAAGCAGCUUUAAAUGGCAACAAUGCAAGCGCGUUAAAGAAACAAAAAGGAUUCCACAUGUGCAUGCUAUACAAGUGCAUAAAAUACAACGGGCAUAUCAACAACAAUAAAAAAUGUUUAAUUAAAUCGCCGCGCAUUCCUUGUGUCGUCACACACGUACUAAACACAUAUACAAACAUACUUACACAUGAAUGUGGUCCCAAAGUUGGUUUUUCGCCGAAAAAAAAUGCAAAAAUUGCAAAGAACAGUACGAAGUACGAAUAUGCAUUUGACUAAAAAAGUAUAAAAAUAAAUAAAUAUGCAAAAUAACAUACAACAAAAAAAAAAAUAAAGAAA